GUGUCCAUGUGCGGAAAAAUAGAAAAGACACAAACAUGAAGGAAAAGUGAAAAGGCGAUAUUUUCAAAUUCUGUUUGCAUGGUAAUACGUUUUUAACACACUUUACUUUUUGUAAGUUUGAGCAGGAAUUGGUAUCAGUUUUACAAUCGAUGUAAUUAUGUGUGACGAAGAUUGGGAUGCUGAGAUUGAAGGGACGGCGAGCUCGCAGCCAGUGUAUCAACAACCAACGCAAGUGUGGACAAACUCAAGCAGAACACAACCCAAACAGUGGGAAAACAAACAGUCGGCAGGUUCUUGUGAUACUGGAAGGUCGGGAGGAAGGGAUUUCCAGUCAAGAUCUGACAAUAAUAGUUGGAGAAAUUCUAAUUCAGGUGGAGGCUUUGGAAGAGGAGGGGGAGGAGGAGGGCGUGAACAGACAGGAGGCUGGGGUUCAAGGGGACAUAAUGACGAAGGAAGUCAAAGCAGAGGUGUUCGAGGAACGAGGAAUGGCGAGUCUUCGGGGGAUACAUUGGUCUUUUUCGUCCCAAAAUCCCAAGUUGGAAGAAUAAUUGGAAAACAAGGAUUAAAGAUACGAGAAUUACAAGAUGGUACUGGAGCAUCAAUAACGGUCUCCAGAGAGGAUAAUGGAAGUGGUGAGAACCAGGUUGAGAUAUCGGGUUCUGAGGAGGAACGAAACAUGGCAAAAAUGAAAAUAGACGAGCUUACUAGUGGUUCUUUUGGAGGUGGUGGUGGUGGGAGUGACCGCGCCUGCUACAAAUGUGGAGAGCAGGGCCAUAUGUCUCGCGAAUGUCCAUCUGCAGCAGGUGGAGGAGGGGGAUUCAGUGGUGGAGGAGGAGGGGGAUUCAGUGGUGGUGGUGGUGGCGGUGGUGGUGACCGAGCCUGCUACAAAUGUGGAGGGCAGGGUCAUAUAUCCAGAGAUUGUACCUCAGAAUCAUCAAAUGGGCAACGGUUCGGUGGAACCAGAGACAACUCAAUCAGCAUGCUUGUCCAUAAUAGCGAUGUUGGGAAAAUAAUUGGUAAAAGCGGGUCAAAGAUCAGAGAGUUGCAGGAGCAAACUAGAGCCAGAAUUAAGGUUUCCCGAGAGGAGAAUGACGAUGGUGAGAACAAGGUGGACAUCCAGGGUUCAGAGGAAGCUCGUAGCCAGGCUAAAGAGAAGAUUGAAGAGCUCAUUAAACCUUUCAGCUCCAUGACCUCAAACUAUGGAAGUAGCUCCGGUGUUGGAUCAGGCGCAGUGGAAGAAGCCCAGCCUAAAAUCAACUGGGGGAUGAUCCGGUCACAGCAAGAGGAACACGCUCGCACCAAGUUCCUCGGUUUACCAGAGUUACAUAAAGAAUUUUACAUAGAAGACCCGGAUGUGGCAAAUAUGUACCCAGAGGAUGUUAAGAAGUUCAGGAAAGACAAUAACAACAUUAUAGUGAUGGACCUUAGUAAGGACGGUGACCGACGGGUUCCUAAUCCUGUUCAGACAUUUGAACAGGCAUUUCAGCAUUACCCUGAAAUCCUUGACACAAUAUACGCCCAAAAAUUCACAAAGCCUUCCCCUAUACAGUGCCAGGCCUGGCCAGUCCUACUACAGGGGAUGAACAUGAUAGGAAUUGCUCAGACAGGAACAGGGAAAACUCUAGCAUUUUUGCUACCAGCCUUCAUACAUAUAGACCAGCAAUCAGUACCCCGAGAAAAGAGGGGGGGACCCAAUCUUCUUGUACUGUCUCCAACUAGGGAGCUUGCCUUGCAGAUUGAGUCCGAGGUGAAGAAGUUCCACUAUAAAGGAAUCAAGAGUGUGUGCGUGUAUGGAGGAGGUAACCGCCGGGAGCAGAUCAAUGUUAUCACUAAAGGCGUGGAGAUUAUCGUGGCCACACCUGGACGCCUGAAUGACCUCAUCAUGAACAAUAUUGUGAGCGUCAAGUCUGUCACAUUCCUGAUAUUGGAUGAGGCAGACCGAAUGUUAGAUAUGGGUUUUGAGCCAGAGAUCAAAAAGAUUCUUUUGGAUAUCCGUCCUGAUAGACAAACGGUCAUGACAAGUGCCACCUGGCCUGAAGGUGUACGUCGCUUGGCUGAUGCCUACCUCAAAGAUCCAUUCCAAGUAUUUGUGGGCUCCCUAGAUCUAGCGGCUGUCCACAGUGUUAAACAACUUGUGGAAAUAAUAGAUGAAGAAGAAAAGAAAGAACGGGUCGUGUACUUUGUGCAACACGAGAUGGAGCCAGAUGACAAAGUCAUCAUCUUUGUUGGGAGGAAAGUGCUGGCUGAUGACCUGUCUAGUGAUUUCUCCCUCAGUGGUAUUGAUUGCCAGUGUAUCCAUGGUGACAGAGAACAAUGUGAUCGUGAACAGGCACUAGAGGACUUCAAAACUGGAUACGUCAAGAUCCUUGUAGCAACGGAUGUAGCCUCAAGAGGUUUAGAUGUGAAAGAUAUUACGCAUGUCUUCAACUAUGACUUUCCCCGUAAUAUAGAAGAAUAUGUCCACAGGAUUGGCCGCACCGGAAGAGCAGGAAAAACAGGCACCUCAUUGACCCUGAUGACCAGGAAGGAUUGGAGGUCAGCACAACUCUUGAUUGACAUUAUGGAUGAAGCCAACCAGGAGAUUCCUCCAGAACUUUACGAGAUGGCAGAAAGGUAUGAAAGGCAGAAGAAGAAGCGUGAUGAAGAGAGAGCCAGUGGUGGAGGCAGUCGGUUUGGAGGUGACAGGGGAGGAGGCAGGUUUGGAGGAGGUGAUGACGACUUCAUGGGUGGAUAUGGGGGAUUCGGUGGAGGUAGGCGAGGAGGAGGAGGCGGACGCAGGAGGGAUGACAGAAGUGGAGUUAUUAUCAACACAUAUGGAAUUGCCUAGUUUGUACAGUGUAAUGUCAAAACUUUUACUUUUUGAAGAGUCCAAGUGAUUCAUGGACAGUAGAGGGCUAAUGUGAUUCACUUAUGGUCGAGGACGCAUGUGAUCAAUUGUGUGUGCAUACAAUCAUGACGGCUGAUGUUGUUUCACAUGUUUGUCCUACAGAUCCUUGAGAUUUAGUCCCUCAGUGCCCGUCGUUUGGACUAUGGUGAGCUGUACCGACGGUCGCAGCAGUGGUAUACCUUCUAUACCCUACACUGUUGAUGUGUAGGCUAGUCACUUGUGCAAUACAAAUACUACUGUUGUGACAAGUUAUGGUAUCUGUUGUCGAGGAAACAUGCAGUGGAACAAAGAAUCCAUACACACAUUAAUAUCUAGUUCACAGGCAUUUAAGCUGUCAUAUUCCUAAUGAAAAUCAUACUCAAAUUUCCAGGGGUUACCCCUCACAUGUGUUCUCUGCACCCCUGGAAUAAGUCAUGCCGAAUUAAAGACUGUACCCACCACCAAGUGGAUGAAACAAAUAGACUAGUUUGAUCCUUUAAUGUACAUCAAAAGAAUUGCACAGCACUCUAUUGGUAAAACUGACUAGCUUUGAUGCCGGUCGUCACUCUGUUAUGUUCAAAGGGUAGGUAUCCGCAUAGCGACGGGUUUAUGUUUUUUACCUGAAACCAAUCAAAAAGCUAACUGUGUGCCUUUGAAUUUGCCAUGACAUAUUCCAGGGAUGCAGAGAAUGAAAGUGAGCAUAACCCCUGGAGUAUGGGCGUUGAAUGAAUACAUGAUUCCAGUCCUUCAGUUAUUCGUUCUCAGAACAUAUACCUGCUUGUACAUAAUUAAGAAUUUGAUAGAUCUGGACCACAGCAAUACAUUUUUUUUAAAUCUCCAAGAAAGGAAAAUCAUUAGAUUUGAUAAGUUUUGGGCUUUGCUUUAAAGGUUGUGAUAAUAUAUUGAAUAAAUCUGAUUGAAAUUGGUUAUCAUAAUAUCCCGCGAAACGGUUCAAUUAAAUCACUUUGAAAUAGCAUUGACUUCUUGUGAUAUUGAUUUGUGGUAUCCUAAAUAUAGAUCAGUUCAUGUCAACUUGUUGGCAAAGUUACUGUAGAUGUGACUAUUUUUAUAGAUGCAAUGUGUUUGAUAUCAGUUGUAAACAUUCUACCUGAGGGUAAAUUUUUUUGGAAUUAAAGAGAGUAUGAUGAUAUGAUUUAUCAUGGGGGGAGGUGGAGUGGGAAGGUAAAACGAUAUGGAAACCUAAAAUGGUAUGUCAAAUACUUAUUUGUCCCAGUUUCCAACUUGAUGUCUAGAAUGGUGCUAUGAUAGAAUGGGUUUGAGGAUCAUUGUUAACAAUAUUAAAACUAUUUCUGUGAUCAUAUUGAUUAUCAAGCAUGUUAUCAAUAACAUUUCCUUGUCUUGCUCGUAGAAACUCAUGGCAAGAGAAGUCUUCAAUAAGAAGAAGAUGAAGCUUAUUUUUCAGACUUAUUGUUCUUCCUUUCACAAUAGGUAUUGUAUACUACUGUAUACCGGGAAAAUUUCGCCCAGUCAGAUAUUUGCCUUUUGCCGAUAAAAUCCAUGUCCACCCAGUGUUAAUUUCAUCCUUUACAUGUAAUUACUGUAUAUUUUAUGUUCACUGUCAUGAUAUAUUCGCCCUCAUUAGGGAGGGCAAAAAGGCAAAAGUUUAACUGCAGCGAAAAUUUCCCAGUAAACAGUAAUUAUUUUUUAGAAAGAGUUAAUUAAGAAAAGAAAUGAAUUACUGAUUGUGUUUGACUUCCGGACUCCUGCUGUUUCUAUGGGACUUUUUGAGAACCCGAAAUAUCUUAGUUAAAUGGAACUCAUCAACACUUUGAAAAUAACCUGCCUGAACAAAAUUCGACAGAAAUCACUGGUUUUAAUGAAUCCAAACGGAUACAAGUUCAGUAUUGCCAAACUUCCUUUAAAUAUAGAUUUGAUGUUCAUGAGGUAUUGUUUUGCGUUGGGACACAGUGAAUAUGUUCUACUGUAUUUAUAAUACCGAAAGUGGUAUUGUACUGUUUAAUUUCAUAGUUAAUGUCAAUCCAUAUGUUCCUCUUUAGUUAUCAAGUGUGACUUUUGUUUUCAUUAUUCAUAGAAUGGGGAAACACUUGUACCGUACCAGGUAUUAUUAAAUCUUGUAUCUUUUAUUUAAUCACUGGUACUGGUAACAUAGUACUUAUGGGUAGUGGGGUUAAAACCAAAUCUGCCUACCAUUCCUUAUAUUAAAUCAAUUUUAAUAUUUGAUGGGUGGUGGGGUCUCUAAAAAGUGCUUCCCACCCCUCCCCUACAGAUAAUUGCGGAGCGCCCUUAUGUACUAUGAAAAUACUUGUAUUGUUAAAUACCAGGUCUUCACAUGUUAUUUAUACACUUGAACAAAUUCCAGUGAAUGGGAGAUUCUUAAUGAACCCUAAUUGGAUAGUCACGGGCCAAAAGUAUUUCCCCAUUCACUCACAACAUACAUAUAUAAAACUGUAUAUACAUGUACUACUGUAAACUGUAAACUUCCGGGAGAAGUUGGAAAAACUUACCGACUAAUCCCUUUGUCAAAAUGUUGUCAAUAAAAUAUGUUUAAACUCAACAUAUAUAAGCAUUUCAACAUAUUUUCACUGGAUUUUUCUGAUAUCAAUUGUGAUGCUUUUGAAACAACUAUGUAAGAGGAUUUUCAUCUCACAUUUGUCAUAUCGUAAAAACCAAAUUUGUUAAUCAAUCAUUAGUUGAUCCUUAACCCUUUCACCCCUAUGUAACUUUCGUAAACUCUACCAUACAUUGAUCUGCAUGAGGCAAUGAUGGUUCACAGUGGUGAAAGGGUUAAUGUAUCGUUGAUCGAUCAUUAGUUUAUCAUCGAUCAUUCCAUUUGAAGUGGUGAUCAAUCUUGAUAUUUUUAUUGAUUUACAGUACUCCUUUUGAAUAAUGUUUGCCUGAUUAUCUGAUCAAUUUCAUUGUUAACUACUUUUUAUACCCAUCUAUAGGCAAGAAGGUCACUUUGACAGUGGAUUUAAACAGACAAAACAGCAGAAUCAUAAGUAAUUUUGCCAUAGAAAUAAUACAUAGUCAUGUCAUGGUGGGUCUGAGCUACGUCCUGUUAUGGAACAAUCCCAUUCUUCUCGCCAAAAAUAUUACGUGUCAACAAGUCUUUUCUGUCAUUAGACGUCUCCAGAGAACAACAUGAUUUGCAGUCCUCUCCUUCCAGAAGUUUCUUCUAAACACACUUUUGAAAAUAUUUUUUCUUGAAAUUCUCAGAUCUUUCAAAUCUUCCACAACAAGGCAAGAGGUAGGCCAUUGUCAAUAAGAUUGAUUGUUUCAAGUACGCAUACUGCAGUGUUUGUUGCUAUAAAAUUUCGGCUUUUGUAAUAACAAUUACUGAACACAUGUUUAUAAUAACUGUAAUUUCUGUGGGCUAAGUUUGGACACAUUUUCUCAGAAAAUCUUCCUUCAAAGUAUACGUAGACGACUGCAAAGUGUGUGAUUCUCAGAUCUAGAACUAAGAUAGACAAAAAUAUUUGUGUUAGAGAAUUACAGAUUGUGAUGGGAACAAUAUCAUUACAUGUUUUAUAUGAGUUUUUAUGAACUGUUUUGUUCAACAUUGAUAAUAUGCAUCAUAGUGGAGUUAUGUUUGAGAUGACAAUUAUGUUUUCAGAGUCUCAAUAUUUUUUUUAUUAUGUAAAUGUCCAACACCACAUUGAUUGUGAUUUAUUUCUGUUCUUGUUGACUAAUUCUUGUGUAUUCAGCAAGGAGUCUGUACUUGAGAACAUUUCAAAGUAUAGAUUGUAUGCCUCUUAAUGUCACACAUCGUUUGCCAUGAGUAAAUGGGACAUAAAGUGGAAAAAAGACUAUAAAAGGAAUAUUGUUUUUCUGUGAAAAUUUUGAGGAUCUCUGUCCCACUGCACUGUGGUUUAUAUGCCCGCUGAAAGACAGGUCGUAUUAUGUUAUCACAUUGGUUGGCAGUUGCACUAGGUGUCAGCUUGAUAUCUUCAUUAAUUUUCAACAGAUUAAAUUAUUCAAACUAAAUAAGAAGGUUCAUUAUCGUAACAGCCCGGAAAAGUUCAAUAACAUCCAAUAUCCAACAGUCUCUCGAUAUCUCGAGUACUUUUCAAUGGAUCAGCUUGUUCCUAUAUGCAGUAAGCGCCCCAUAUCCUCGGUUUGGAUAUAACUGUUGAAAAGUUUGAGCAGAACACUUUCAAUGACAAGGUAGCUCAAUCGGUUGGAGUGAUAGUAUAGCAGUCGGAGGUUUGAAUCCCGGUCUAGCCCCGCUGAAUGUUUACACUCAGAACACUGUUGCUGACUAUAUUUUGUUCAUUUCAUCUGUAUUAUUUCUCAUAAAAGUUCUGCAAGGUAUGGUUUUCUUUUCAAAAAUGAUUUAUCAAAGUGAUAGUCAUGUGGGAAAAUCCAGUUUCCAAUCCCGUUUACAGUUUUUGGCAGUGGUACAGGGAUCCUUAAUGUAAUGUAUAAAAGUCUGUAUACCUAUAUAACUUUUAUAGAAUUGAAAUUAUUACAUAUCAUCAGGAUAAGCAUAUGAAAAGUAACCUUUUUGUAGGUUUGAGAUGUUGACCUACAGGCAAUAGAAAAUGAUGUUUAAGGAAGUUUUUGGCAAAAUUUCAUGAUAUGAAGCAAAUUAAAUUCCAUCUAAUAUUUAGAGCAUAUUAGAAAACAUUGAAAUUAACGAAAAUAUAAGAUGACAUUAAGGGGCAUUCACUGUAAAUCAUGAUCAACCCUUUGGCAGUUGGAUAUCUAGUUUCUCCUGUAACAUAACAUGAUUAGCCUGUCAAGUUACGGGAGAAAUAGAUUAUUAUACUUGUUAAACUGUUUUGUUGUAAUACUUAAUGAAUAAAAACAAAUUA
Mizuhopecten yessoensis (Yesso scallop) is the source of this 7662-nucleotide messenger RNA. RefSeq names its product probable ATP-dependent RNA helicase DDX53. The coding region runs from base 158 to 2827 and encodes 889 amino acids. Gene Ontology annotation, molecular function: ATP binding; RNA helicase activity; RNA binding. The transcript has 25 exons. NCBI's taxonomy places the organism in Eukaryota, Metazoa, Mollusca, Bivalvia, Pectinida, Pectinidae. The record is from RefSeq and is a predicted model, not a curated record.